AUGCUCAACAUUUUCAGCCUCUGGGGAACCUUCAACAGUGUCAUCUUCUACAUCACGCUUGUCAUCAGCGUGCUGGGGAUGGUGGGCAACGGAUUGGUGCUCUGGAACCUGGGCUUCCACAUCAAGAAGGGCCCCCUCAACACCUAUGUGCUAAACCUGGCUGCCGCAGACUUCCUGUUCCUCUCCUGCCAGGUGGGCUUCUCUGCUGCCCAGGCCGUGCUGGGCUCCUCCAACGACACACUCUACUUCGUGAUCACCUUCAUCUGGUUCUCAGUGGGGCUCUGGCUGCUGGCCUGCCUCUGCCUCGAGUGCUGCCUCUCCAGCAUCUUCCCCUCCUGUUACCAGAAAUACCGCCCCCGGCUCACCUCAGCUGUGCUCUCAGCCCUGGUGUGGGGACUGACCCUGCCGGCUGUGUUGCUGCCUGCCAAUGCCUGUGGGAUGCUGCAUAAUAGCACACGCCUGCUGGCCUGCCUCCGCUACCAUGGGGUCAGCAUCACCUGGCUGCUGGCAGUGGUGUGCGUGGCCAUUGGGACCACCUUGGUUCUCUUCAUCUGGGUGACCUGCUGCUCCCAGCGUCAGCACCCCAAGCUCUACAGAAUCGUCCGGUGCUCGGGGAUCCUGCUCUUCCUCUGCCGCCUGCCCAUGGUCAUCUACUGGAGUCUGAGGCCCAUCCUGAAGUUCCUGAUCCCCUUCUUACUCCCACUGGCCACCCUCCUGGCCUGCAUUGACAGCAGCACCAAGCCUCUCUUGUACUUCCUGGUGGGCAUACAACCCGGGAAACGGGAGCCCCUGAGGGUGGUCCUGCAAAAGGCCCUUGGGGAGGAGGCCCAAGUGAGCCUUGGAGGGCUGUCCCUGCCAAUGAGCCGCGUCUAG
Messenger RNA from Castor canadensis (American beaver), 873 nucleotides. It is a transcript of the gene Mrgprg, whose product is annotated as MAS related GPR family member G. Gene Ontology annotation, biological process: G protein-coupled receptor signaling pathway. Gene Ontology annotation, molecular function: G protein-coupled receptor activity. NCBI's taxonomy places the organism in Eukaryota, Metazoa, Chordata, Mammalia, Rodentia, Castoridae. The record is from RefSeq and is a predicted model, not a curated record. Gene Ontology annotation, cellular component: plasma membrane.